Messenger RNA from Arvicanthis niloticus (Nile rat), 4534 nucleotides. The record is from RefSeq and is a predicted model, not a curated record. NCBI's taxonomy places the organism in Eukaryota, Metazoa, Chordata, Mammalia, Rodentia, Muridae.
CUCGGGACAAGAUGGCGGCGGCGGCGGGGUCCGAAGAGCGCGAGCAGAAGCCUCCGGGGCGAGUGUGAAGAGGGGUCCCGGGGUCCCGGGUAUCUCCGGGCCGGGGCCCCGCUGCGGAACGGACCAUGCUACGUUCUACCGGUUUCUUCCGCUCCAUCGACUGCCCAUACUGGGCGGGAGCUCCCGGGGGGCCUUGCCGGCGCCCUUACUGCCACUUCCGGCACCGAGGAGCUCGGGGUCCCGGCGCUCCCGGUAGCGGCGGCACAGCGUCUCCCGCAGCAGGGCUUGGUUAUGACCCGUACAACCCGGAGCUGCCUCAGCCUCCUGUGCAGACGGAGAACGGCGCUCUGGGUCAGGGUGGCGGCAUGCUGGAGCUGGAACUGGUCAACCAGGCCAUCGAGGCCGUGCGCGGGGAGGUGGAGCUGGAGCAGAGGCGCUACCAGGAGCUCCUGGAGACCGCGCGGGGGCACAGUGCUGGGGCUUCAGCCCUGGCACCUUGCAGCCCUGCCACAAGCAUGGAUGACGGUGACGCCUUCUCAUUGGCUCUAACUUACACUCCAGGUGGCCUGCUGAGUCCGGACGCUGCCUACCAGCCCACCCCACUGGCUGUCCCUGCUGAGCCAGGGCACAAGUACUCACUGGUCCCUUCAGACGGGGGUCAGGGCAGAGCUGCAGGAGCUGCUGGUGCCCUGGAGUACGUCCCGAAGGCGGUGGGCCAGCCGCGCCGCUGUGGCCGCCCUGUGUCUGGUGGCAAGUACGUGGUGGAUAGCUCAAGACCAUCGACAGAUCUAGAGUAUGACCCCCUGUCCAACUACUCGGCCCGGCACCUCGGCAGGGCCACCAAGCGGCCACGGGGCUCCAGGGGGGCUGAGCCAUACACACCUGCCCUCAAGAAGCCCUGUGACCCCUUUGGUGGCUGUGAGGCCCGGUUCUCAGACUCAGAAGAUGACGUGGCCAGCCCCCCUAAGGCUGACAUUAGGAGCCCUGAGGCAGGGGCUGACCCUGAAAGCAAAGCACCUGGGAAGCCUGUCUCCAAGGAGGGCACAGAGCAUGAGGAGGCUGGCCUUCGGGGCACCAAGGAGAUGGCUAUACAGUGUGAUGUGGAAGACCUCGAGCAGCCUCCCACGGCGCCAGAUGCAGUGUCCUUGGUCAAGCCCAGCUCCCCAGCUAGAGCCUCUCAAGAUGCUGGGAUCCCCAAGGAGGGCAAGGCCAAGAAGAAGAAAAGUGGGGCCCCAGCCAGCCUCAGCCAGAAAAGUGGGGCCCCAGCCAGCCUCAGCCAGAAAAGUGGGGCCCCAGCCAGCCUCAGCCACAAGGGCAAGAAAGACAAAAAGAAAGAGAAGGACCCAGCCAGGCCCCGAGGGAAGGAAAAGGUGUGUGCAGACCGGAGGAAGCUGUCUGCCAGUAGCCCCCGGGGCAAGGCCCAGGGGCCUGAAGGGACCAAGAAAAAGCCAUCUUCUGCCACCGUCUCAGCCAGCUCAGGGAAAGGGGGGCCGGGCUGCUCCUCCAGCAUGGGGCCCCAGGACUCUGGGCCCGGUCCCCGUGCACCACUGGCCUGGAAAGGUGGCAGUGCAAAGAAGAUGCCAUCGGGGAAGUUGGUGGAACGCAAGGCCCGCUCCCUGGACGAAGGAGCCCCCCAGGACACCCCUAAGCUCAAGAAACGGGCCCUGAGCCAUGCUGAACUAUUUGGGGAUGAGAGUGAGGAGGAGGACUCAGGCCUGGGAGCAGGAGCGCCCCGGGUGUGGCCCCCGACCCUGCCCAGCCUUAGCUCAGACUCAGAGUCAGACUCCGACUCCAGCCUGGGCCUGGGUGAGACAAAGGUGCCCAAGCGUCUCAAGGCCGCACCGCCCUCGUCCCCCGCACCGCCCUCCCCAUUCUCCUCCUCCUCCUCCUCCUCCUCCUCCUCACCCUCGGGAGCCAGCCAGUGUGCAGAGGAGGGUGUGGACUACUCGGCCCUGGAGAAGGAGGUAGACUUCGAUGUGGACCCUAUGGAGGAGUGCCUGCGCAUCUUCAACGAGUCCACCAGUGUGAAGACAGAGGACAAGGGCCGGCUGGCCCGGCAGCCACCCAAGGAGAAGGCGCAUGCGAGCCUGACCACUCUGUUCCCAGGGCAGAAGAGGAGGGUCUCACACCUGUGCAAGCCAGGAAAGGAGGCAGAGGCCCCAAAGAGGACCCCCGUGGCUACCCCUGCAAGGCCCCCAACUGCUCAGGAGGUGUGCUACCGGCGAGCGCAGCAGGCACAGAGAGGCGCCGCUAGUUGGCUACAGGCUGCCCCGCGGCCAACUGAGAGGCUUUCCUCUGUGCACAUCUCAGCACCAGGGGAAAAGAGGAGGAUUGCUCACGUUCCCAACCCCCGACUGGCUGCCACCCCCACAGGUGCCAAGAGGGCGCUCCCUGCCAGCAGCAGCCAGGUGUCCCACGGCCCCGAACCUGGCAGCCAGCCACUGAAGACACGCACAUUAUCAGGGAUGGCAUCUAAGACAACCACCACCGUCACCCCCAAGCGCAUGGCCCACAGCCCAUCACUCCAGAGUCUAAAGAAGCCCGUUAUCCCAAAAGAAUUUGGCGGCAAGGUCCCCACUGUGGUCCGCCAGCGCUAUCUCAACCUGUUCAUUGAGGAAUGUCUCAAGUUCUGUCCGUCCAACCAGGAGGCCAUCGAGAAGGCCCUGAACGAGGAGAAGGUGGCAUAUGACCGCAGUCCCAGCAAGAACAUAUACCUGAACGUGGCCGUGAACACUCUGAAGAAGCUAAGGGGCCUGGUCCCCAGCACCGUGCCCAGCCUCAGCAAAGCGAGUGGCCGCAGGGUUGUGUCCCAUGAGGUUGUACUGGGGGGCAAAUUGGCAGCUAAAACCAGCUUCUCCCUGAGCCGCCCCAGCAGCCCGCGGGUGGAGGAGCUAAAAGGGACUGCCCUGUACAGCCGCCUCAGGGAAUACCUGCUCACUCAGGAGCAGCUGAAGGAGAAUGGCUACCCCUUCCCCCACCCAGAGCGCCCAGGGGGCGCAGUCAUCUUCACAGCUGAGGAGAAGAAGCCCAAGGACCCCUCCUGCAGAAUCUGCUGCCGCUGUGGCACCGAGUACCUUGUGUCCUCCUCAGGCCGCUGUGUGCGCACCGAGGAGUGUUACUACCACUGGGGGCGGCUACGGCGGAAUCGAGUGGCUGGGGGCUGGGAGACCCAGUACAUGUGCUGCUCGGCUGCUGUCGGCUCUGUGGGCUGUCAGGUCGCCAAGCAACAUGUGCAGGACGGCCGGAAGGAGAACCUAGAGGGCUUUGUGCGCACCUUCCAGAAGGAGCUGCCUGAAGACGCCCACGCUGGGGUCUUUGCCCUUGACUGUGAGAUGUCCUACACUACAUAUGGCCUGGAGCUGACCCGAGUCACAGUCGUGGACACAGACAUGCAGGUCGUGUAUGACACCUUUGUCAAGCCUGACAAUGAAGUUGUCGACUACAACACCAGGUUCUCAGGGGUGACCGAGGCCGACCUUGUGGACACGAGCAUCACUCUGCGGGACGUGCAGGCCGUCCUGCUGAGCAUGUUCAGUGCCGACACCAUCCUCAUUGGACACAGCCUGGAGAGCGACCUGCUGGCUCUCAAGGUCAUCCACGGCACAGUGGUGGACACGUCUGUGCUGUUCCCACACCGCCUGGGCCUGCCCUACAAACGCUCCCUGCGGAACCUCAUGGCUGACUACCUCAGACAGAUCAUCCAAGACAAUGUGGAUGGGCACAGCUCCAGCGAGGAUGCCAGUGCCUGUAUGCACCUUGUCAUCUGGAAGAUCCGAGAAGACGCCAAGACCAAGCGAUGACUCCACCCAACAUUACCACGCCAUCCCCUUCUUCCAACCCUGGCCGCCCUCGGCCCCAUCCCUCAGCCCCGAUGUCCUCGGCCCCUUUUCAAACUGUGUAAUAAAACAUGACAGCUGACCAUGCGCCUCCCCCCCGCCCCCCAGAUCGCGCUGCAGGUCUGCACUGAGCGGCCCAGAGCCGGGGCUCAGACCAACCCUCAGCCCAGCCCCCACACCCAUCCAACGUGUCACCACCUCCUUCCCCAGUCCUGGAGCCUGCUGCUGCCCAGGGCAGAGCUGGCCUAGCCUCUGUGCCCCAGUCAGGCGCCCCCACCCCUACCCCCAGCUCACUGCUCCAGACAGUGGGCUCUGCCUUCUGCUCCUUUGUAUAUAACGCGGGCAACAGGACAAGCCCUCAUGGUUUGAGACGGGGGUUGUCUUUUUUUUACUUUAUACUGUUAUUUUUAUUAAUUUUUAAUUUAAACCUGCUGACCUGCACACCUUCUCCUCAGCUGAGGGGUUCGACUCUGGUGCCACUGGGGUCCAGGGGCUGAACCCCAUGUGGUCAGUCCCAUGGGCCUGGAUGUUUGCCCUGCCUUGUGGGGUAGCUUCCGGAGCUCACCCCAGCCCAUCAGGACUCCCUAACCUCAGAGCCAAGCCAGCCCCUUGGAAGCCUUCCAGGGCCUCUGGGCUGUCAUCCUAGGGCCGCUGCCUCCCUCUGAGUAGGAACAGAAUAAAUGUUUGUAUGAACUUUA